Rodentolepis nana is the source of this 261-nucleotide messenger RNA. NCBI's taxonomy places the organism in Eukaryota, Metazoa, Platyhelminthes, Cestoda, Cyclophyllidea, Hymenolepididae. The record is from the annotation of a GenBank genome assembly.
GAAAUCUGUGGUCAAAAUGACGAGGAGGAGGAAGAUGAGGAGGGGGUUGGAUUUGGCGGGAAUUUGAAGAGACGGUUCUUUGACGCCCUCAAAAGAAAGUCCUCUAGGGAUCAUGAUGAUGAUGGACUUGGACCGGGUAAUUUGCAGACACUGAAAGCAGUUGCUGCGCUGGCUGCUGUCGCAGGCGGAAUGGGUGGAGGCACAACGGAUCCCGACAAAACUGUUGCAAAUGGUUUGUGCAACAUGGGAAUAUUUUCCUAA